UCUGUUAACAUGCAGCACUAGUUCAUUAGUUCAUUUGUUCAGUUGAGUGGUCGCGAACUUGUAGCAAACGUUUGGAUACAAGUCGAAUGCAAAUAUAAAAUUGCACGCCAAAACUUAAAAAAAAGUUGAAUUUUUAACGAAAAACUAGUAGCAGUGCAUGCCCCAAGCAACAAUCCAUUUUAUACAAUGACGAGUGAUGACAAAAGUUACGACUCCAGCGACAACAGCGAGGCUGAAGAGCGCCAUGCCAAGCAUAAAAAGUCUAAAAAACAUAAGAAACACAAAAAGACAAGCACCAGCGAAAAGGUCCACAAGAAGCACAAGAAAUCAAAAAAGCGCCAUCAUCGACAAAGUGAAUCCUCUAAUGCAUCCGACAAGCAGCAGCUCCUACGCAACAAUAUUGUCUCUCAAGGUCUGAGUAGCAAAUUCACAGAGCUGAUGCAGGCCAGUCGAGAGCGUGGUACAAAACUGACGCCAAAUGGCGCGGACUUUCGUAUUAUCAAACCAAAUACAGAUCCAUGCAGUUUGGUCGAAGAGAUCACAAAGACCAUACAGAAUAAGGUGUUGCCUGUGCUCGAGGUUGCCACUUCUGGUAGUGAGAGCGAAGUCCCCAUUGACAUAGCCAGUCCUGUGUUGAUGCCUGACAAGCUUGAGGAUGAGCUCAAUUUGGAGGAAUUGAUGCGACAAAAGGCGUUACUGCAGGCACGCUUGGGUGCCUACAUGUCGGACACUGAAGGCGAUGAGACUCGCUCCAAUUCGUUGCAACUCAAGCGUCAACUGCAGCAGCAGCAGCCACAACAACAACAGCAGCAGCAACCCAUUGUGGCAGCUAUUGAGGCGCCGAAGCGCAGGCCGAAUUCGCAGUCUGCAGCACUGCAGCUGGCAACUGCAACUAGUAAACAUGCUAAUAAUAAACAGUCUAACAUCAAUAACUCAAACGAACCCGAUGUUAUAUUAUUGGAUGAUUCUAGUGGUAGUCAGCGCACGCCCUCGCCCACACCAGAGAAGCGAAGACGACAAGCAUCGCCCACAAUCCCGCAAAGAAGUCGGCCACAACAGCAGCGAGACUCGCGUGAUCGACGUGCGGUACGCGAUCAACGUAGUCGCACGCCUCGCCGUCGCAGUGACCAGCAGCAACAACAACACCAGAGACGCCAUCACCAAGAAUACAAUAGGAAUAUGGAGGAUCUGAGGCAGGAGAUCAAUCGCGACAAGCAGCGAGAGAGACGCGAACAAAGUCGUGAUCGUGAGAGACGACCAGAGAGAGAUAAUCGACAGCAGCAGCCAGAGCGUGGAGGUAGGCAGCGCGAGCGUGAACGUGAACGUGAACGCGAUCGCGAUCGCGAUCGCGAUCGCUGGCAACGUCCACGUUCCCACAGUCGCAGUAAGUUUGAGUCGGAUAGAAGACGUGAGCGCGAACGUCAGCUUGAGCAGGAUCGUGGCGGUGAACGUGGCACCGGGUCUGGACGUGGAGCACGCAGCUCCGGCAAUGGUGUGGGCGCAGCCGAUCGCGAUCGUUAUAAAGGCUCUUUAAGCGAAGGUCAGAAAAUGCACGACAAAGAGAGCAGCGACGAGGAAGCCAGUCUGGACAUUGACAUCAACGAGGAUGAAGAUGAUGAGGAACGUAUCAUUGAGAUGCGUCGCAAGCAACGUGAGGAGCUGGUCAAGAAACUAGGCACCACGGAGGAGGAGUCGCGUACAACAAGCCCAACGCCUCGCAAGUCAAAUUCGUAUGAAUCGAGAAGUAUUUCACCCGUCUCCUCAAAGCCCGAGCGGAUGCAGCAUUCGCCCACGAUUGAGCAAGAAGAAAAGCCACCUGCUAAACCCGAAGCUUUCGACGCAAAUGCUUCGAAGAACAGUACAGUUAAAGAGAAACGCAACGACUGGGACAUGUUUGCCGAUCAGGAUGUUGAUUCAAAUUUCGAUUCACCCAGUACGAUUGUGCACAACAAGCAUCAAAUUGAAAAUCCCGCACUAACUGACAAUUGGGACGAUGCGGAGGGUUAUUAUCGUGUGCGCAUUGGCGAGGUGCUGGACAAUCGUUACCUCGUCAGCGGCUACACAGGACAAGGCGUGUUCAGCAAUGUGGUGCGUAGCAGGGAUCAGGCGCGUGGCUCAGCCAAUGUGGCCAUUAAGAUUAUUCGCAACAAUGAGAUCAUGCAUAAGACAGGUCUGCGAGAGUUGGAAAUCCUUAAGAAACUCAACGAUGCGGAUCCUGACGAUCGUUUUCAUUGCCUGCGUUUAUAUCGGCACUUUUUCCACAAGCAGCAUCUUUGCAUGGUAUUUGAGCCCCUUGCCAUGAAUUUGCGCGAGGUUCUCAAGAAAUAUGGCAAAAAUGUUGGUCUGCACAUUAAAGCGGUGCGCAGCUAUACUCAGCAACUGUUCCUUGCUCUUAAACUGCUGAAGAAGACGGGUAUACUACAUGCGGACAUCAAGCCCGAUAAUAUUUUGGUCAAUGAGAAUAAUUUAAUACUGAAGCUGUGCGAUUUUGGAUCUGCCUCGGGCAUCAGCGAAAACGAAAUAACGCCUUAUUUGGUAUCUCGUUUCUAUCGAGCACCUGAAAUAAUAAUGGGCAUACCUUAUGACUACGGCAUUGAUACUUGGUCAGCCGGUUGCACGAUCUACGAGCUGUAUACAGGCAAGAUAUUGUUCAGUGGCAAGAGCAACAAUCAAAUGCUUAAAUUCUUUAUGGAUGUAAAAGGAAAGAUACCCAAUCGGAUUGUGCGUAAGGGACAAUUCAGAGAACAGCAUUUCGAUCAGAGCUGCAAUUUUCUCUAUCACGAAAUAGACAAGUUAACAGAGAGGGAAAAGAUAGUCGUCAUGCCUGUGGUGAAACCAUCCCGCAAUUUGCAACAGGAACUAAUUGCUGAUCAAAAUUUACCCGACGAUCAGCAUCGUAAGGUGACGCAGCUUAAAGACCUGCUGGAGAAUAUGUUUGCCUUGGAUCCUGGCAAACGUAUAUCGCUAAAUCAGGCGCUAAUGCACCCCUUUAUACAGGAGAAAAUGUAGAUCCGUACAACACAGAGAGAGACACAAUAAACGUAAUUCAAUUAUUUGUAGACUAUAAGAAAUUACGUUAGAACAAUUUUAUCGAGUUAUCAUCACCCGAGCUACAAAAACUACACACUCAGAUAUAAAAUAGACUAUCUACUAUCUAUCUAUCUAUAUAUAUUCGUAUAUAUCUUGAUUAUGUUGAUUAUAAACAUAUGUACAUAAUGUUCAGUGGUUCGGCCGAAUUGUUAUUUGUGUGUGCGCGCUUACACGAACUUAAUAUAUAUAUAAAACUAAGUAAUA
Molecule: messenger RNA, 3294 nt
Organism: Drosophila hydei
Lineage: Eukaryota; Metazoa; Arthropoda; Insecta; Diptera; Drosophilidae
Gene: Prp4k
Product: serine/threonine-protein kinase PRP4 homolog
Exons: 8
Coding region: 187-3009 (940 amino acids)
Biological process (GO): peptidyl-serine phosphorylation; mRNA cis splicing, via spliceosome; peptidyl-threonine phosphorylation
Molecular function (GO): ATP binding; protein serine/threonine kinase activity
Source: RefSeq, a predicted model, not a curated record